AUGACUCAAGUUGUGCCUGAACACGUGGCUCGUGCCAAAGUUGUUAGUGGAAAUAAUAAUUCUCGAAAAGACAAUAGUACAACACAAAAAAGUCGUUCACAACGUUCAAAUUCUGCUACAUUAAGUGCGAUAUCCGUUACAUGUGAUACAGAUACUUCAACUCGAUCACGUAAUAAUCGUCCUCAACAAACUUCAACAAAAAAAUCUACUCUUAUGUUUACAGCAACAAAUAAUAUAGCUGCAUCUCGUUCAACAUCAGCAUUAACAAAUGUUUCUGUUAUAACUCCAAAUUCAUUUAAUAAUCAUCAACAACAACGUAAAACAUCUAUGUCAACAGCAUGUGAAAUAAAUAUUAUACAUGAUAAAUCAAAUAUAGUUUCAUCAGCAUCAACUAUGUCAAUACCAAAUAAACAUUUGAUUAAAACAACAACUGGUGCUGUUGGAGGAACACUACCAUCGGUUAAAAGUCUAUCUAUAAAACAUAAAUCAACUUCAUUUGAUGAUCAUCGAUCAACACGUGGAAUUGGAAAAAGUGUUCUCGAACAUCUUGUCUUUGUUUUUCCGGAAAAUGUUCGAAGAAUACUAGCAGGGCCAAAAAAUUUAACCGUGCGCACCGACGAAGGCCGUCAACCUGUUGAACCUAUUGAUUUAGGAGAACCACCAUCGAUCGACGAAGUAAAAAGUUGGUCAGAAUCAUUUGACAAAUUAAUGAUGAGUCCCGCUGGUCGUCAUUAUUUUCGAGAAUUCCUAAGAUCAGAAUAUAGUGAAGAAAACUUUUUAUUUUGGAUGUCUUGUGAAUCUCUAAAAAACGAGCAAAAUCCUGAUAUAAUAGAAGAAAAAGCAAGAUUAAUUUAUGAAGACUAUAUAUCUAUUUUAUCUCCGAAAGAGGUAAGUUUAGACAGUCGUGUGCGCGAAGUAAUUAAUAAAAAUAUGGUUGAACCAUCUCCGCAUACAUUCGAUGAAGCCCAAUUACAAAUUUAUACAUUAAUGCAUCGAGAUUCUUAUCCACGUUUUAUCAAUUCACAUAUGUACCGGCGAUUAUUACGUAAUGAAGACGUUAAAACUUGA
Molecule: messenger RNA, 1068 nt
Organism: Rotaria sp. Silwood2
Lineage: Eukaryota; Metazoa; Rotifera; Eurotatoria; Philodinida; Philodinidae
Source: the annotation of a GenBank genome assembly